Messenger RNA from Juglans regia (Persian walnut), 1023 nucleotides. RefSeq lists its product as uncharacterized. Bases 58 to 663 code for a protein of 201 amino acids. Lineage: Eukaryota; Viridiplantae; Streptophyta; Magnoliopsida; Fagales; Juglandaceae. The record is from RefSeq and is a predicted model, not a curated record. The transcript has a single exon.
UCAAUCAGCCAAACGGCGCCGUGACAUUGUGAGGGAUAGAAAAUUCUGUUGAGCCGUAUGCACCAAAUGUCUUCGUCUUCCAAAUCCAUCGUUCAAGAUUCUGAUGCCUUUCAGAGAUCGUUUCCGUCGAUAUACUCAUCCUCGUCGGCCUUUGCUUCCUCGACUUCGACCUUCGCCUCCCGCUCGUCGACAUUCUUCUCGCGCUACUCCACCAUCCCCAAGCCCGUCAAUCUCCACGGAGUCAGCCCAUGCUCUCCCUCGUCGUCUCCGUCCGUACGGUUUUCGAUAGAGCGGCCUACCUCUCCUGGCCGUUCUUCGAUCUCCGUGAGUAAGCAAGCGAACAACAAUGCGGUGUCGUCCAGCAAGAAGAAGGCGUGCACUUGUUCCCCAACGACGCACCCGGGCUCCUUCCGGUGCUCUCUGCAUAGGACUUCGGCCACGCGGCAUGGCCAUCACCAUGGAACGUCGACGUAUCACCUGAAUUUUCGGAGGUCGGCUAUGACGAAUUCGCUGGUCAGGAUCGGAGGAGUUGAAGGUGGUGACUUGGUGAGGAGGGCCUUGUCGGCCCUGAUUAGGCCCUCCUCGCACCAGCAGCGGCGCCGAGCCGCGUUCCACCCGAGGCCAAGCCGCCUCUCGGCCAUGUCCACAGCCGAGGAUUCUUGAAUUCAGUCGCUAAGUUGACUGGGGAAUCACUCGGGAGCUUUUUUUUACUUUCCUAAGUAGCAGGUAGGACAGAUGAGGAAUUUUCUGUAAAGAUUUGAGCGGUAGUUGGUACAAUAAAAAAACUCUCCACGAAGAAUUUCAAAGAAAUUAACAGAGUUCUUUUUGGUUAAACAGGACAGAUCGAGUGAAUCUUUGUUUUGUUUUUUUAAAUUUUAUUCAGAGAUCAAGCUUUUCAUUCUUGAAAUUGUUAGAUGUUAGGAAGUAGCUUUUCAUCGUGAACUGCGUGAUGGGAUUACGAAUUUGGCGGGCAAAUUCGUGGAUGUGAAUGCGUAUAUAUGAAUGCAAUUUUUCAUUAUUUCG